AUUCGCGCCAUUAUAUCAAAAAAACUAAACCACCAUUUAAAGUCAUCAAUUCCCCCUUUCUCAUCAUUUGCAAGAUCCCAAAAUUCUGCUGAAAAUUCAGUUUUCAGGGCUAUGGGGAUAAGGAAGGAUCGUGGAAUCGUAAUUAUGAUUCCGUUAAUUCUCAUUUUCUGCGCUGAAUCAAGUUACUCGGCUAGAUCGAAGCAAGAAAUCAGGGAUGAAUUCUUCGGCGAUCUAAUUCAUAAUACGACGACCACGGAAGAUGGAGACGCUAGCAUCGCCAAGAUGUUUGAUCGUGUGCUGGAGAAAGAGUUCUCAGAGACUGAUAAACCUGAAAGUUCUGGGGAAAGCAGUUUCAACAGCAGUGUGGCAGAUCAGCAGGCUGAAUUGGAGACUGUUGCUAAAAUCACCCAUGAGAAGAUAAAGAAAAAUGAGAGUAUUGAGGCUAAUGGUACCAAACCUUUCCAAUUUCAAGAUGUCUUUUCUCUUGAAACUGAAGAUUCUGAUGAUGUGGAAACUCUGAUAGACAGAAAGGAUAAUGUGUUUGUGAUGUCAAACAAGAAAUCAAAGUACCCAGUGCUUCAAGUAGAUUUCAGGCUAAUUUCAGAUUUGGUGGUUGUGAUAGUCUCUGCUGCCACUGGUGGAAUAAUCUUUUCCUGUUUAGGCCAACCGGUCAUUGUUGGCUAUCUUCUUGCUGGAUCAAUUAUUGGACCUGGUGGUCUGAAAUUUAUAAGUGAGAUGGUGCAGGUUGAGACUGUUGCACAGUUUGGUGUUGUAUUUCUUCUAUUUGGCUUGGGACUUGAGUUCUCUUUAGCAAAGCUUAAAGUUGUCGGUCCUGUUGCUGUUCUUGGUGGAUUGCUUCAGAUAAUCAUUCUUAUUUUCUUGUGUGGCAUGACUGCAUUGUUAUGUGAAGCAAAGUUAUCCGAGGGUGUAUUUGUUGGUUGUUUUCUUUCAAUGUCCUCAACUGCAGUGGUGGUGAAAUUUCUGGUUGAGCAGAACAGUAGCAAUGCCCUUCAUGGUCAAGUGACUAUUGGAACACUUAUUUUUCAGGACUGUGCUGUGGGGUUGUUAUUUGCUCUACUCCCUGUUCUAGGCGGCAAUAGUGGCCUUCUCCGAGGAAUGAUCUCCAUGGGAAAAUUGCUACUCACUCUAUUCAUGUACCUCAUCGUGGCUUCCAUAUUGACUUGGUCUUUCGUUCCUCGGUUUUUAAAGUUGAUGAUGCAGUUAUCAUCCCAGACAAAUGAGCUCUAUCAGCUGGCUACUGUGGCAUUCUGCUUGAUAUCGGCAUGGUGCAGUGACAAACUGGGACUCAGUCUUGAAUUGGGUUCAUUUGUGGCUGGGAUCAUGAUAUCCACUACCGAAUUUACACAGCACACCUUGAACCAGGUGGAGCCGGUUCGUAACUUAUUUGCUGCUCUCUUCCUGUCUAGCAUCGGAAUGCUCAUACAUGUGCAGUUCCUCUGGGCACAUGUGGAUAUAUUGCUUGUGUCGGUAAUACUGGUUGUGGUAGUUAAGACAACUGUUGCUGCUGGCAUCACAAAGGCCUUUGGCUAUAAUCUUAAGGCAUCAAUUGUUGUCGGAGUAUUACUGGCACAAAUUGGAGAGUUUGCGUUUGUUCUCUUGAGCCGUGCCUCAAAUCUGCAUAUCGUUGAGGGGAAUAUGUACCUUCUCCUUCUGGGAACAACAGCACUCAGUCUUGUCGCAACUCCCAUCUUAUUCAAAUUGAUACCUGCUUUGAUGCAUCUAGGGGUUCUUAUGCAUUGGUUUCCUUCAGAGGCAAUUGACAAGGAGGAUAAAAUCCCAAUUGUUCGAAGCACGUGACGCAUUUGCAAGCACCCGGUCGAGCAUGAAGCUUAACAGUAACAGAGCAUGAGCAGUUGUAAAACACAGUCUAACUAGCAAGAUUAGAUUCAAGCAUAGUUAUGAUGUAAGAAUCUUACAUUCUUUGCGUACAUAUAUAGAGCUUUGAAUUAGAGAAAUAGUAUUUGAAGUUGUGCUGUUUAUAGUUCAGCUAUUAUUCAGUACUAAAUAUUGGCCUCUUGUGUUGUGUCGCUCACAUUCCUAUCAUUCGCGUUUGAUCUACGUUAGCAUUAUUAUUUGGAGUAUUAUUUUACUAGUACAAUUUUUUC
Molecule: messenger RNA, 2126 nt
Organism: Salvia splendens (bonfire salvia)
Lineage: Eukaryota; Viridiplantae; Streptophyta; Magnoliopsida; Lamiales; Lamiaceae
Product: K(+) efflux antiporter 5
Exons: 20
Coding region: 112-1818 (568 amino acids)
Biological process (GO): proton transmembrane transport; potassium ion transmembrane transport
Cellular component (GO): membrane
Molecular function (GO): potassium:proton antiporter activity
Source: RefSeq, a predicted model, not a curated record